Messenger RNA from Exserohilum turcica Et28A, 1581 nucleotides. RefSeq lists its product as uncharacterized. Bases 1 to 1581 code for a protein of 526 amino acids. Lineage: Eukaryota; Fungi; Ascomycota; Dothideomycetes; Pleosporales; Pleosporaceae. The transcript is spliced from 2 exons. The record is from RefSeq and is a predicted model, not a curated record.
AUGUAUCCCGACAGGAUGCAGGCUCUCGGUAGCCAGAUAGGCUACAAGGCCCGCAACAUGGCCCAGCUUGACCGGCCCGCCAUCGACAUCAGCCUCGACGGACAUGGAGCCCACCAAUCCAAGUUUGUCAUGAGCUAUUCCUCCAUGGAUACCCUUCAGGGGACAGUAACAAUUACUGCACAGCGCGACACUCGCUUCGAGGACAUAGAUAUCGCAUUUACAGGCACUACUCGCGUAUAUGUCGACAGGAUGACGUCUACACCUACCAUGACGGGGCGGACAGAGGCGAAGCACCGCUUCUUGACCCUUAGGCAGCCUAUAGACAGAUCGAGUUUCCCCAAUCCAAGAGUCUUUGAAGCAGGGAGAGCCUACAAGUUCCCCUUUACCUUUACCAUCCCCUCGCAAUUACUGCCAAAAGCCUGCUCUCACGACGUCGUCUCUGACCACAUCCGGGAAAUGCACUUGAUGCUUCCUCCCAGCAUUGGGGACGCUGACCUUGCCGGCUAUGGAAGUACAUUGCUCGACGAUCUAGCCCCCGAAAUGUCAAAGAUUACCUACGCCAUCCAAGUCAAGAUUGCGCACUUGUGUCGAUCUGAAGGCAUCUCGGUGCUUGCCGACAAGAUGAAAAAAGUCCGCGUCAAGCCCGCAUUUCCAGAGCAGCCCCCUCAGAACAUCGAUCACAAUGCAGAAUAUAGACUACAUCAGGAGAAGACGGUUAGAAAGGGACUUUUCAAGGGAAAGCUUGGAACACUUUCAGCCAAGACCAUCCAGCCACCGCCUCUCGUCAUUCCCGGUGCCCGUUCAAUUCAGGGCAGACCAAUCACUGCCAUGGCCAAACUGGUACUACGCUUCGACCCAGCUCAAGAGCUCAAUGCCCCACCCAAAUUAGGCUCGCUGGCGACCAAGCUGAAGGUGUCGACCUACUAUGCCUCAGCUCCUCGAAAGAGCCUGCCGACAAGAUCGACACUGGGAUUCGAUCUGUCUCAAGGUCUGUACUCUGAAUAUGUACCCAUCUCCAACCUUUGCAUUGCUUCUGCCCAAUGGGAAAAGCAUGACGCUAGCUCCAACCCCUCUGCAGCGGGUCUGAUGCGACGCGACUCUGGAAUCAGCGACUGUUCAACAGCAAGCCAAAGCGAAGCGGCGUUCGCUAUGGGUAUUCUGCCUGCGUCCACGGAUUACAAACAGGGUACUUUUUAUACGACCCAGGUCCUCGUGCCUAUCGCCUUGCCUACCACACGUAACUUUAUACCAACCUUUCAUUCCUGCCUCAUCUCACGGACUUAUGCUCUCGCAUUGCAAUUCUCCACGCACAGCAGUUCGAACCUGAAUCUCAAAGUCCCAAUUCAGAUUUGUGCCGAGGGCAGCGACACCGGUAUUGAGAAUGCCCGUGCACGCAGUGUAGAACAGAGCGCGUUCAGAUCAGCAGCCGACGUGUUGGCACCGAGAAGCGUAGCACCUCCUACGCAAUCUGAGGCCACUCCAAGUGCAAGUAUUGCAACAAGGGAAGAGAUGCCCCCGGAUUAUUCAGCUUUCGCACCGCCUUCUUUGCGAUACAGUGUAACCCACUCUGUGGUGGCUUAA